AUGGAUCCAUGCGAGGGCACAUCAACUGAUGAUUUUUCGUCUCCAUUUGAUGAUUCCGAUUUGUCUCUCACCUGUCUUGUCUGUGGCCAUAAACCAGCCAGGAAUUAUUACGGAUCAAUCGCUUGCAACCGUUGCAAGACUUUUUUCUUACGAGUGGCCACUCGAAAGAAACGAUACAACUGUGAAUACAAUAGUAAUUGUAAAUAUCCAAAAGAUCGAUGUCCGGCAUGUCGCUAUCACAAGUGUCUGACGGUGGGAUUGAUCCCGGAAAUGGCUGGCCGGAGAGAGGGAUGUCAGAGACGAGCGAGAGAGGGAACAAUGAGCAUCAUCGAGCCUCCAUCACCUGGAUUGCCUUCAUUAACAGAAGAAGCCACUCGAAUGGUGGCUGUUGUUUGCCCGUCAACAUUCAAGACUGAAAUCAAUUUAUCCAUCGAGGAAACCAUUCAAAUAUUGCAUCGAUUGGAAGAAAUUUGUGCCCGAGAUGAUCCGGCCAUCUCUCUGCAACACGAUUUUGAUUUCAAUCUAAAUCUCUCUUUUGCUGAUGUUCUCAAAAAUCCAACUUUCAUUUGCCCAAGAGUACCGGCGGGUUUCAGUGCUGCAAGUGACUUCAAUCCAUUCGGCAAUCGAAUGGGUGCUCGAUGUUUUGCGAGAAUGGUCGUUUAUUGUGCGGAUUGGCUGAGAGCGACACCUGAAAUCUGGGAAAUGAAAGAGAUUGAUAGGCUGAGAUUUUGUCUGCACACGUGUGGAGUGUUGAUUCCAAUUCAACUCUACUAUUACACGUACAAAGAGGGAUAUGACGGAAUGUUGCAAGGGCUAGGAACGCAUUUCUCUUGCGAAUCGACACUCGGAGCUGGAAUUCCCGAUUUCCUUCGUUACACCACUCAUCAAUUCCACAAUGACAUUUCGCCGAUGCUCAAAAAAGUGAAAUUCUCCGACGAUGAGUUCGUCGUUUGGAAGAAUAUGAUCAUUUUUAAUUCGACUUUGGGUCUUUCUGAUGAAAGUGCGACGAUCGUGAGAAAAGCACGGAAUCGAUAUCAAGGGAUUUUGGUUCAACUACUCCGCAAAACGUGUACUGAAGCGGAGGCGAUCGCGAAAAUGGAUGUACUGAUGAGAGUGCAUCGAUGGUUAGAGAACAAUGCCACCCAAGCAGCAGUUUUCUUCGCGAAGAUUUUCGCGAUGGGUGGUGGAGGGGCAGGGUUGGAGGCGCCUCUUGUCGGCGAUGUUUUCCUUGCUCGGGUU
Mesorhabditis belari is the source of this 1239-nucleotide messenger RNA. The record is from the annotation of a GenBank genome assembly. NCBI's taxonomy places the organism in Eukaryota, Metazoa, Nematoda, Chromadorea, Rhabditida, Rhabditidae.